Messenger RNA from Hippocampus comes (tiger tail seahorse), 564 nucleotides. It is a transcript of the gene trappc2l, whose product is annotated as trafficking protein particle complex subunit 2L. The record is from RefSeq and is a predicted model, not a curated record. The coding region runs from base 52 to 471 and encodes 139 amino acids. Gene Ontology annotation, biological process: endoplasmic reticulum to Golgi vesicle-mediated transport. The transcript has 5 exons. Lineage: Eukaryota; Metazoa; Chordata; Actinopteri; Syngnathiformes; Syngnathidae.
UCGGCGAACGCCUCGCUGUCACGUGAUCACCCAUACAGGAAGAAAACUAAAAUGGCGGUGUGUAUAGCAGUGAUAGCAAAAGAGAACUACCCGCUGUAUAUCCGCAGCGUUCCUACUCAAAAUGAGCUAAAAUUUCACUACACCGUGCACACCUCGCUGGAUGUGGUGGAGGAAAAGAUUUCUGCUGUGGGGAAGUCCUUGGGGGACCAGAGAGAGCUCUACCUGGGUCUACUAUAUCCCACAGAAGACUACAAAGUAUAUGGCUAUGUCACUAACUCCAAGGUUAAAUUUGUUAUUGUUGUAGACUCAUCCAACACGUCAUUGCGGGACAACGAAAUAAGAAGUAUGUUCAGAAAACUGCACAACUCAUUCACUGAUGUGAUGUGUAACCCUUUCCAUACACCAGGAAAUCCUAUUCAGUCAAAGGCAUUUGAUGAAGUUGUCUCCGGAAUGUUGGCGCAAAGUACUUGAUGUCUUCGACAGCCUCCCAUGUACAUAUGUUUGUAUUAACUCGAUUGUUUCAAUGUAUGCGUAAAUAAAAAAUGUUUGCUGCACGUCGAAAUG